Molecule: messenger RNA, 824 nt
Organism: Leptinotarsa decemlineata (Colorado potato beetle)
Lineage: Eukaryota; Metazoa; Arthropoda; Insecta; Coleoptera; Chrysomelidae
Product: alkaline phosphatase
Biological process (GO): dephosphorylation
Molecular function (GO): alkaline phosphatase activity
Source: RefSeq, a predicted model, not a curated record
AUGGCGGCGGCUAAGCUGCCUGGGGGUCGCAUCGACCAUGCUCAUCACUACAACAAUGCUUAUCGGGCUCUCGACGAAACGUUGGCCAUGGAAACAGCACUUCUGGCUGCGUUGGCUUUAGUUAAUCCUACCGAAACGUUGAUUGUCGUUACGUCGGACCAUUCCCACGUUUUGACGAUGGGUGGCCAAGCCACCCCCAGGGGUCAUCCAAUUCUUGGUCCUGACAGCAAAGUCUCCGAUGUGGACGGUCAACCGUACACUACGAUUCUGUACGGAAACGGUCCUGGAUUCGCGAAUCCUAGAAUCGUCCCGAUGAACACGACGUCAGCUGCAGAGGAUAGAAAUCAAGUGCACGGCUCAGCAGUUCCGCGUCAAUGGGCUACUCAUGGAGGAGAAGAUGUUCCGGUUUAUGCUCUCGGACCAUUAGCUACUACACUUUUCACAGGAACAUUCGAUCAAAGCUACAUUCCUCAUGCCAUCGCCUAUAGUGCGUGUUUGGGAGAACAUCGCCUGAGAUGUCAAGGAUUGGAUAACUACACAAUGCCUCCAAUGAAUUGUGGCUCUGCAGAAGUGUCUAGUGUGGCGGCUGCCGGACAACCAAUAGUCAUCGCCAGUAGCGUAAUGGCAGACGAUAGCCAGAGAUCCAAGUCGUCGACCACUUCAAUAUCAUCUUCUAUUUUCAUUGUUACUAUGAACGUUGUACUUGUAGAAUACUGAACUUACAUUUCUAUAAAGUGUAUGUUGAUGAGGAUUGAUCUCUGAUUAAUAAGUUCGAGAAGUCAAGUCAAAACCACAUCGAAUUUUUCUGUUCGAUUAUCAAGAUA